GCUGAAUGGACGUUCUCUCUCUAUCACACACACACUACACACACACAUUCAUGGCUUUCAAUAACCACCUCUUAGUCUGCACAACAUUAGAAUGUGAAACCAUGGAAGAAAUGGUAUAUUCCAUGGAGAAAGCUAAAGAAGAAGGUGCGGAUCUUGUAGAACUUCGCAUGGAUUCCAUGUCCUUUUCCCACAUUUUCGAAAUUGAACAACUCCUAAAACAAAGAACUCUUCCCGUAAUUGUUUCUUUCAGACUUAAUUCGCCAAGGACUUCACGACCAGCAGACUCCAAGAACACAUGCUUGCAAGUUCUGACACUGGCUCUCGAAUUAGAUGUUGAAUUUGUCGAAAUUGAGCUUGAGGUAGCUUCUAAGGUUGGCAUCACAGAGUUUAUGAAGAAGCGUUUGAAUAGCAAGAUAAUUGUAUCCGACCAUGUCAAUGGCGGCAAACCUUCAAGAGAAAAACUUGGUAACCUAAUUGCAUGCCUGCAAUCUACUGGAGCAGAUGUUAUCAAACUACUGAUUGACGUUGAUUAUAUUACAGACAUUGCACCACUUUUUCAUAUGCUCACCCAUUCUCAGGUUACUGUGCAGGUACCACUUAUUGCUACAGCAGUGGGUGAUAGAGGACUCAUAAGCCAACUAUUGGGCCCAAAGUUCGGUGCUUUUUUAGUUUGUGGAUCUCUGGAAGGCAAAUCCAUACCUGGGUUACCGCCUCUGCUCAGCAUCAAACGAGUAUACAAGCUGGAAUACAUAAAUGCAGAUACAAAAGUUUUUGGGCUCAUCUCCAAUCCAGUGGGCCAUAGCAAAGGCCCACUUCUCCAUAAUCCUGCCUUUAGACAUACACGAUACAAUGGAAUUUAUGUUCCAAUGCUUGUUGAUGAUAUCAAGGAAUUCUUUAGGGUCUAUUCUGGCACCGACUUUGCUGGUUUCAGUGUUGGAAUCCCGCAUAAGGAAGCAGCUGUAGAGUGCUGUGAUGAAGUCCAUCCACUUGCUAAGUCCAUAGGAGCUGUAAAUACUAUUGUGAGAAGGCCUACUGAUGGGAAGCUGGUCGGUUAUAAUACAGACUGUGAGGCUUCAAUAACGGCAAUUGAGGAUGCAUUGAGAGAAAGACAAGCUGCCAAUGGGGAAAUAUCACAUGCUUCUCCUCUUGCUGGAAAGGUAUUUGUGUUGGUUGGAGCAGGAGGUGCUGGAAGAGCACUGGCUUUUGGUGCCAAAAGCAGAGGAGCACGGGUCUUUAUUUUCAACCGCAACAAUGAGAGAGCAAAAUCUCUUGCUCUAGCAGUUUCUGGUGAGGCAAUGCCAUAUGAAUGUUUAGACAAAUUUUGCCCUGGGAAUGGAAUGAUCCUUGCAAACGCUUCUUCUGUAGGCAUGCAGCCAAAUUCAAAUCAAACUCCUAUUUCCAAGGAGGCAUUGAGAGCAUAUGAUCUUGUUUUUGAUUCUGUUUACACACCUAGAAACACUCGACUCUUGCAAGAAUCUGCAGAGGUGGGAGCCAUUGUGGUGAGUGGUGUUGAGAUGUUCAUCCGGCAGGCACUUGGUCAAUUCAAAUUGUUCACUGGUGGAUUAGCUCCGGAGGACUUCAUGCGAAAGAUUGUUUUACAACAGUUCUGAUUGUUCCUUCCCACUAGCAUGAGCAGGAUUUGAGAAUGGAAUAACUCUCAUCAAUUUUUAGCUCAUGCAUUCGAGGUCAUGAACAUGUAUUCCAGUCAGUAAAGAUUGUAGAACUGGAUUCAAUUUUUUACUACCUUAGCACUUUUACCUGCUUGCUAUUUUAAGGCCAAAAAGAAAAUAACUGUUCAAAGUGCAACCAGAUUUCAGAGCUUUUAAUAUUGUUGCUAGUUCAUUCUUAAAAGUAAUGAAAUAUUGUUCAUAUUUAAGAUUUCUUUUAAUAUAAAAAACACUGUUUCUUCUA
Messenger RNA from Cornus florida, 1911 nucleotides. Its product is annotated as bifunctional 3-dehydroquinate dehydratase/shikimate dehydrogenase, chloroplastic-like. The coding region runs from base 6 to 1610 and encodes 534 amino acids. Gene Ontology annotation, biological process: chorismate biosynthetic process; shikimate metabolic process. The transcript has 10 exons. Gene Ontology annotation, molecular function: 3-dehydroquinate dehydratase activity; shikimate 3-dehydrogenase (NADP+) activity. NCBI's taxonomy places the organism in Eukaryota, Viridiplantae, Streptophyta, Magnoliopsida, Cornales, Cornaceae. The record is from RefSeq and is a predicted model, not a curated record.